AGAAGAGGUCGUCCUGCCCUCUCGCUUCCAUUCUCACUACAAUUAACAGAGAGGUUAAUUCGCCCAGUUUGGCCAGGAAGGUGGCACACUUCAAAAUCAUCCAGCCACAAGCAAUCAGCGGUAGGCUGGCCUUUCUUUCAUGACUGAAUGUUGCCUGUGCGCAAGUAAAUGCCUGCCAUCCACCUGGACCAGAUCUGGAUGUGGCACUUCACCGCCAACAGCUAAAUGUCAAACCUUUGGCAAAGUGCGCGCGCCGCCCUGCGCCACACAGUGAUGAUGGGUGGACCGAGCGGAGAGGGGCGAUAGGGCACAUUUCUUAAUUUCCCUUCAGCGCCGCUUCCCCCACCAUCCAGACCUGGACACGCGACGAGACCGCGGGACGGCCCUGUUUCCCGUUCACACAGCGAUCCAAUGUAUUAUUCACGAGCGAAACUUCAGCAACUUGUCCACUGGAUAUGGCUCCCGGUUUGAGGAGUGGGCGGACAGGUCACCUCAGAGUGGCGGGAACCGGCGGGGCAGACCCCGAUGGGUGCUCGCCGCAGCGGACGGAUGCAGGAGGAGAGGGGAGGUGUUUGAGGACCAGGUUGCGAGUCGGAGCAGCGGGGAUGCUUGCAAACUGUCUGCUGUCUGUAGCAGUGCUUUUACUUCUUGUCCGGUGCUCUUUGGCCGCAGAGGAAAAAUCCACCUACGAUGCCUCAGGCUCCUCACCUUUACCGAGCGACCCAGCAGUCACAGGCGUUCCUGCUCACCCAUCGGCUGACCUGUCAGUGGCUGAGGAGGUGCCUUUCCCAGUUGUCCAUUCAGACAGUCACUCAGACACUGAUGCGGAGGGCUUAUCGGGGCAGCCUGCUUUUUCUUCUGUCUUAACCAUGAUGGCAGGAACUGUCAAACAUCCAGUGAGCCUUGAUCAAAGUAGAACCUUGCCAACUAUCACCAGGGAUGAGAUCCAUACCACCCAAUGGCCUUCACGUAAUUCCAGCCAGGGCUCAGACAUGUCCUCCUCAUCGUCACAUGUGGGAGCCAGCUCAGAAGCAGAGACGGAUGAAUUAACCGCUGGAACUUCCAAAACAGUUGGACUCACUUUCCCCAAAGAAAAAGAGGCUAGUUUAAGCCCCUCUCAAUCAGUCAGAAUUACCCAUUCUGCUGGGCCUACCGAGAGGACAACUCAGGUAUCACCUCUGACCCCUCGACAAGACACCACGACAGCCUCUGUUAAGCUUUCCACCACUACGGCUUCAACCACAAAAACGAAAAACUCCACCACUACCACGCCUUCCCUAAGAGUCACUACGCAGUCAACCACCACUACCACACCACAGACCACGUUCGCGACCGGGAAAACCACAACCGUCAGGACUCAGUCCAACAGGAGAACAUUCACACCGCCUGUCCUAAGAACGAGCCCUCCCAGGGGGGUCACGGCUGUCUUCAUCUCACCUUUCACCACUACCACAGAGACUCCACCACAGCAGUGCAACAUCACUGAGAGAAUGUGGGUGAAAACAGUUGUUUCCAUCUAUGUGAGGAGAAACAGGCUAGACAGCAUUCAGAGGCAAAACCUGCGAAGGGGACUAAGUCAAGGCCUCAGGAAAGCUCUCAAUGAUACCUCUGCCCAAGCACAGGUGGAGACUGUAUUUGGUUCUCCCAACAUGACAGUGGCUUAUCACGUGACUGGAGGGGAUAUAGUUUACCCUCCGUCUGUAGUGAUGGAAGGCUUGGCAUCCUAUGGCCGUGAUAAGCUGAUUGCAGACCUGCGGCAGUACCUCCCCAUGGUAACAGCCCUGCCCCUCCCAGUUGCAUUAUGGAGACCCAGCCCAGCCACAGGCUUCCAGCUGAAAACAGUGCUACAGUUUGUGGGAGUAGGUGAUGAUCCUCGGUCCUGUCGCUUCUCUCAAAUGAUGGAACAGAGGCUUGAGAAGGUUUUUUCCGAAGCGCAGGCCAAAGUGCUUAACGCUAACAGCAGACUCUCUGUUCAGAUGCUGAGUGUCUCUCAGGCAGCAGGAUCCCCUGCUGUGUCACUGGUCUACACUCUAAAGAAUGGGACUGGCUUUCUUAAUGGCACUGCUGCCUCAAAUCUACUUGGUCAGCUGUCAGCUGAACUAGUGGGCUACUUCCUCUUCUAUCCGCCACUUAUCGUUGCUGAGCCAAUGGAAUAUCACAAUCUGAACACUUCAAUAGCAACCAGAGACUUCUGGGUUGUUACAGUGAUCCAGGAUGUGGAUAAUGCCAGCCUGGAGGGACAGUACCAAAGCUUCGCCAGUCUAAUGGAACAGCGCCUGGCAGAGUUGUUUGUGUUGGCGGGCCAGCAGGGCACUCGUUUUAGACGAGCAACGACUGUAGGCAGCUACACUGUCCAGAUGGUGAGCAUCCGCCGGAUCUCAGGGUUGAAGAAUCCGGCCGAGAUGACCUACUAUGUCCAACACAAUGGCAUUCCUUUAUUGGGCACAUCAGCUGCCAAGGUCCUGAACACAGUGGAUUCUCAGACUAUGGCGCUCACCCUGGGCUACUUUGUCCAGGUGCAAGCAGAACCUGUCGUCAAGAACCCUCCUAAUAACCUUUGGAUAAUCGCUGCUGUUUUGGCCCCGAUCUCCGUAGUAACACUCAUUAUUAUCAUCAUCACAGCUGUGCUGUGCAGGAAGAAUAAGAAUGACUUCAAAGCGGAUGCCAUCGGUAACCUUAACCCUCGAGCUAAGAUGGCGUACCGGAGAGAUGUGGGCUAUUAUCACCAGCCAGUCCAAGGUUUUGACUAUGCCAAACAGCACCUUGGCCAACAAGGAGGAGAUGAGGAAACACUGCCUGUCAGUCAGGAUACCUUAGUGAUGUCUCUACAAAUACGGGACACGCCACUUUCACUAGAAAAGGCUCUGCAACAAGAUGGAACUGCCAACAAGAAAAGUCUCACCACUGACAAACACAAAAGCAAGUUGCCAAGUGAGGAUGGUUCCGUCAUCAGCAACGAAUCAGAGAAGCCCAAUUCCGGCAGGGGCCUGACGGUGUCGAAAAUCACAGCACAGCAGAAACUGACAAAGGAGGAGACUCGCAAGAGGGACGAUCCAUAUGACACCUCCUCUGGCUCCCUGCAGCUUAUCUCCAUAAAGCCAGUGGCAGCACAGACCAACUACUCACAUCCGGCAUCCUCUGACCGCAGCCAGGACUCGGCUAUUGUCAAUGGAGAGGUGAACUUGGCACUGAAGCAGAAGUCAGACAUUGAACACUACAGGAACAAGCUGAGGCUGAAGGCUAAAAGGAAGGGCUAUUAUGAUUUCCCGUCCACCAAUGGCAGCAGCAGUGGCCGGGCUGUGGCACAGAGACAGCGACACGGUCAUGAGAGGGCUGCCGAUGAGCAUGGAAGACCGCUGGAGCCUGAUGAUGAGCGAGGUUCUACUUAUGUCAAGUCUCACAGAAGGCACUCGCAGGUAGGGCAGGCGGCCUAUCGAAGCAGACAAAGCUUAAGCAGUCCGAGCCCCGGAGGAACAGAGAUGGACCUGCUUGUAAUGAGAGAGAGACCCAGGAGAGGCAUCCGCAACAGUGGCUAUGAUACUGAGCCAGAGUUGAUUGAGGAAACAAAUGUUGAUCGUAUCAUGGGACCGCGGGGAUACAUGUAUGGACGGGGCUUGAAAGGCCACUCAGAGACAUCCACUCUCAGCUCGCAACCGUCAAUUGAUGAAGUGCGACAGCAGAUGCACCUGCUGCUAGAGGAGGCUUUCAGUCUGGCUUCAGGGGGGCAGUCCACAUCUGGAAGGCACUCCCACCACCACCUCCCUUAUGCAGAUGUGGUGACCAGUGCACCGGGUACAAUGAGCUCUGGACAGGGAGGCCUCCAGUGGGUGCCAUCUUAUGGUACAGAUAUGUAUCAGUGUAGCCUGCCUGAACCAGCCUUUCGCUUCACCCAGCUUCCUGAGGCCAUGGGUUCUCCUCCCCCUUUACCACCUCGCACUGGGCCCCCUCCUGGGACUUCUCUAAGACGUUCCACUUCUGACUUGGGGCCUAAGGGAAGGAGCUUAGAGACAUCUGUCGCUGAAAUGCAGAGUCAACAUGACAACAACCCAUAUGGGCCAACCACUAGAGCAGCACUUCCAUCUAUCACUGCAGAGCAGCCUGUGUCCAACUACUCAGGAAACCCAAUCACGGCUGUCUAUGCCAUCCCAGCCACGAGGCCCGGUUACUCAGAAUACUUUGUGUCCACACCGCCCACCUCCUACCACAGUCCCUCUUGGAUGUCUUAUCCACCUGAACCCGAGGAUGUGCCGCCACAGUGGGCAGAUUCUGUGCCCCUGCCUGGGUACGUAGAGGCUUUUCCUCAUCCUCGCUACCCACAGGGGAGCCCCACCAGGCUGCCUCUGCAGUAUAACCAGACACUGGAGCAGCCACCACCUGCCCCAAGCACAUCAUCCCAGCAAAGUCUACCCCAGGUGCUGAAGGACAUGGACAGUAUGCCCCUGAGCAGCCUCUCCACCUCUGCACUUGUGCAAGCGAUCCGACAGGAGGUGGCAAAGCUAGCGAAGAAGCAGAAUGACAUGUUUGAGUUCUAGGUUUGAUUCUGCUCCCAUGUGUGCAGGACAUGCACACAGUGGUGGCAUUCCUAUGGACAGAUUUUUGAUGUUUGUACUCUAUAACAGACUGAUGUUCUUUAUCCACUGAUGAUCCACUUAUUGAUUUCUUUUCAUACACCAUUGAUGUUUUUUUUAGCUCCUGACUUUAGGGAAAUGAACAAAAGAUUAUUGCCAUCCUCUGUUGAUGAUGUCCAAAGUAAGUACACACAUCUCUCUGUAGAUAUGUCAAUAGGAGACGCUAAAUAUGGAAAAUGUCUUUUUUUCCCAUGAUCUCAAUUUUUUUGGUAAUCAGAGUUAAUUGAGAAGAGACAACCCCGUAGCGUUAUUGUCUGUACUGAGAGGACCAAAUUCUUCCUGUCAGAUGGGUAAGUAUAAACCACAGUGUAUAUGAGCAUGUACAGUAUAAGGACAUUGUGUAUCUAAUCUCCUUUUAUAGAACGUUAGCUUGAACAAGAUGGGCUCGAUCAAUAUCUGCUAAUAUCCGAAUCCAUACAAUAUCAAACCAGUGCAUCGCUUUUUAAUGUUUGUUUGCAGAUCACAUAAUAACACCAAUAACAACAAAUGCUUGUUAUCUUUGGUGGACUAAUAUUGUUUUUCUUUAUUUAGUUUAAACUAGUUUCUUUAAAUUAAGAAAUGGUUUAAAUACAGUGAAUGGGUAUUUGUGUUUUCAGUUUAACCCAAGUUAACAUGACGAUGCAUCCAUGAUGAUGUGACUGAUGAACUGUAUAUCUCCGUGUAUGCAAAGUGAGAGAAUCAUUCAUGACUGCAGUAUUUGUUGGGUGUUCAAAAAGUAAAUUCACUUGGUUAGCAUUAAGAGGCCUUUCCUUUGAACAGUAAUAGGUGGUUAUUAUAGUAUAUUACUGUUGUCAAAUACUUAACCAUAUGUUUGGCUUUUUUAAUGUCGAAAACACAAACACUUUGGCUUUUGCAAACCCAAAUGAACAACUUUGAAGUCAAAUUUAUAUGCUCAGCUGGAUUUUUAUACUUUAUCAUUUGCCGAUGAUUCAGCACACCUACUCUACAAUUUCAAAUCCUUAAACAAAAUCCAGUCUCUUAACUUCUAGUAGUAUCGGCAUCGUUUCUUGUGAAGUUCAACUAUAAAGAUAGUGAGUAUAUGCUUGUUUACUGCCCCUAAAGCAUCUCGAUGGUCUCAAUGAGCACAUUUAAUGAAUAAAAUGCCACGUUUGUUUAAAGUACUGACACAUAAUGAGGUUCUGCAUCACCGCUCCCAUUCAGAGGUUUAAGCGCACAAGCCAUCGUGUCAUGGUUCAGAAACAGUGUUCAAGAUGAACAUAUCACUGUGGAUCAUCAUUGUGCCCUGGAGUCAUGCUAUAGAAGACAAUUACCUUCAUUUUUUUGGGAAGUUUUCAUAUGUAAUGAAACUAAGCCAGGUCAUACAUAACAAUAUAAAACAUGUCUGCCAACCUUGAAAGUUAAAAUGUGAGUAUUAAUGAUAGUGAUCCAGGCCCAGUAAAUACAGGAUAUAUAGUAUAUAAAUUUACAGGUUAAAUAAAAGACCAAGCCUUGAAUAGUAUAAAGGACACUUAUUACAAUUAUUUUAGCAAGGACAAGAAGAAAGGCGGUCACGAUUAUUCUCUAGAAAAAUGAAAAGAAAUCCUGCUGACUUUUCUAAUGGGAUGGGUUUAAUUUAGCCAUCUUUAUGAACUUUGUCAGCCUCAUGUUAGGACACCAUAUUAGGCCCCAAAACAAUUUUUUAAAACUCCCAUUGAAGGAAUUCUUUCCUCAUAUUUCACUGUGGCAUGAAAGGCUCUAGCAGGUUAGUUUGAACUCUUCAUGCAUAAUUGCUUGCACGGGAACUGAAAGUGGGACUGACUGAAGAUGAGUGCAUGUAGGCCUACACCAGGGAUGCUGCAAUAUAUUUGUAUACACACUGAGAUGGUAUAGAUUGCCUACUUUUAUUGAUAUUCACGUGGAAUGCUUUGCUGAUUAUAUUCUGAUCAAUGCUGUUGUGGGUAAACAGUCAGUGGUGACAUAAAGAGUGAAGAUGCCUUCAAAUCAUUGUUUCCUUUUAUAGAGCAGUAUUGCUUUUUCAGCAAUCCUGGAUGAAUUUAGCCUUUUUGCCUCAUGAUUACUUAAAAAGUCUCCUUCUUUUCCAGUAACUGUUAUUUUAUACUCAUCCCUGUUGAUGUGUAUGUAGUAAUGAAGAAAUCUUGUCUGUCCUAAACUCAACACAAACUGUCUGCUUGUUUUUAUUAAUUUUACUGAUUAUUCAGACAAGCACUUGUGUCUUAAAAGCUGUAGGUAAUACAGUGAAACCAUUUUUGUGAGUACCAGAAGUGAAGACCUUUCCACAUUCUCAUGCUGGAUAUCUGAGAAAACUUAGUGAUAUGAAACAAAGGGGUUUUAGGAUAUUAUUUGAUUUGAAAAAAGAUGAGUAUUUAUUCUCUAAAAUUAAAUGCAAAGUGAACUAAAUCUA
Maylandia zebra (zebra mbuna) is the source of this 6990-nucleotide messenger RNA. NCBI's taxonomy places the organism in Eukaryota, Metazoa, Chordata, Actinopteri, Cichliformes, Cichlidae. The record is from RefSeq and is a predicted model, not a curated record.